GGAAAUGGCACCCUCUUUGGACUUCUUGAGAAAUGUUUGAAGGAGACGAUGAGUGAGCUUUUGAUGUUGAAAUUUGGUCGAAAGAGGCUUGAGCUGCCACGCACAGGGGGACUGAGUUGGAAGCCCAAGCAAGGGCUUACUUUCGAUAAUAAGAGAGUUGGCAAAGUUUGAUGCCUUCAAGGAGAGAGCAGCUGACACUUGGGCAGCAGUGAAGUUGAUCGAUUGGUAAUGACAAAAAAUGAGUAGCCAUCACGGUCCGGUUUGGUGGACCCGUCAGGCAGAGCAGCCCAAUAAAUUCACUCUCUAGUUUGAAGCACCUGUUCGAAAUCAGAGCUUUGUGUUGCUGGGUCCAAAAAAUGAACAAAGAGAUGAUCCAAUCCUCAGUAGAUUCUUUAGCUUCAAAUAUCCAGCCAUGAUUGCUAGCACUUCUUCCCCCGAAAAGAGGAUUAAAAUUUGAAAUGCCACUCAAACAGGUGCUGAACCAUUUACCCAAUGCCAAAUGAAUGCCCAAGGGUAGUGUUUCUUGUCCUCCCUACAAAAAGCACCAUGAUUGGCAAGGAGAAAAUCCAAGGAUAAAAGUUUUGCAAGCAAUAGCCAACGAUCGGGUGCCCACGGGCAACGCGAAACAAACACCAUUAGAUAGACCCACUGUGAAGAACCCGGUGGAGGCAGGACCCCCAAACGAUAAUGAUCAUUUCCUGAUUCGGGGAGCACCUUAGCACGAUUGAAAGGCCUCUAUCAUGCUCUCUGUAGUUGUAUAUGUGCAUUUGAAGGAAUUGCGCUUCCCAGGGCGCGUUGGUAUGUGUUCUUGAAAUCUUGACAGAUCCAUGUUCCCAUCCAUUCAGCAGACAGAAGAGCCUCGAUUGAUGGACUGAAAUGGUGAUGUUAGGACAGAGGGUGUGUGUGGGGUAAAUGCGUAGAGUUGGAAACAAUGGGAGGGAGAGGGGGAGGACGUGUGGGUAGUGGAGUUGUUGUGCUGGAGAACCGAACCUCUCCACGUCGUGCAGCCAUUGAAAAGGCUCAAGCGGAGCUCAGGGUGGAAUUUGAUGUGAGACAGGAAAGGAGAAGGGAACUAGAGUUUCUUGAGAAGGGUGGCAAUCCCUUAGAUUAUAAACUUAGGCUAGCAGCUUCUGUUAGUCUUCAAUCUACCUCACUCACGGAUCAGCCGCCAGAACAUUGUUUGGCAAGCGAAGCUAGAGGUAGCUUUGUGCUGACUGCAUCACCAAAUGGAGAUUCUGCUGAAAGCAGCGGGAGGCUGGGAGCUCUUCUCGGAGGAGAACCAAAUACUGCUGAUAAUCUAUCGCUCUUUGUUGGUGAUAAUGAUAUUCCGGCCAGGGAGAAGUCAUCUUCCUCUAGGAAAUAUAAUGUUGAAGGGAGCCAAAAUAAUAACAAUGCAAGGGAAUCUGAGGACUCAGUUGGUGUCCGCCUUGGGUUUAAAAAUCAAGCCUAUGCUCGAAGGAACAGGCCCAGGUCUAGUCGUAACAGUGGGAAAACACAUAAUUCUGUCGACACAAUCCAAGGGGGCAAUAGGUCUUCGACUGUACCGCUAUCGUCCCACCAGGAUGGAAAAUUAUUUCUAUGUGAGGUUCAAAUGGAUAAGAACCACAGUGUGUCUGAUGUCAAGCCUACGAGUGCUAAUGAUGUGAAUGGAAAGAUGCAGCUGCUUGCUGAUCGAAUGGAUAUGGAGGUGGAUGAUGUGCAGGCACCGGCUGAGAGUAGUCUGAACCUGCUAAAAGACCUAAGUGUUGAAGUGAAGCAAAACACAGCUGCCUCUGAGAAGCCUCAGGAUAAUGAAGUUCAUCAUUCUUUUGAGAAGAUAGUUGGGGAAGACCCUAAUUCUGAGGCUUUUGCACCAUCGGGCAAAAGAGCAGUGCAACCUUUGGUUUGUCUUCAAGUAGCAGUCCAAGUAGGAGAAUCCAAGAACAUGGAAAUAGCUCAUGAAGGCCUACUUGAUUACACGAAUGAAGAUGGGAAUGGAAUGGAAAAUGAGAAGAGGAGCAGCCAUGACUGUGCUCUUGGCACUGUUACUGUAGAGUUUGCUAACGGUUUGGAUUCAGAAUCCUCUUGUACCCUUAAGAGUCUCAGUUGCAAUGGUGGUGUUGUAAGAAAGCAAAACAUACAAUUGGGUAGGAGUCAUAGUUUUAAUGGAUCAGCCAACCGACAAGCUUUAACAUCCGAAAAGAUCCCUACGGCAACAGCGACCAUCAAUGAUAUCAAAGAAUGCGUGAAAUCCAGCGAGACUGAUGCAAAUGUGACCUCGGAAUGUAAUAAUCCUGUUCUCAGGAGUUCUGGUAGCUCUGAUGUCCAAAUAAAAAUUGAGCUUGAAAUAUCUGAGAGUAGAUCUGAUUCUCAACUUGAAAAGAAACAUAUUGCAAAUGCUAGGGAGACAGAAUCACAGAGUCUGGAAGAGAGGUUGGACAAUUAUUCAGGUCAUGAAUGUUGCCCAGAAAAGCCAACCUUUUGUUCUCAAGCCAGGGCAUCCAGCUCUUCGGUACCCACUAGCUCUGUGCCGUCUGAAAUUAUCGUUUCCCGGAUGGAAUGUCCUACAGUUGCUGCUGAACCUGACAAUCAUGGGAAAGACAGAGACUUAAAAAUGACAGAUAAAGUGCUUCAAGAUGAGUUCGCUAGAGAGAUUCCCCUGAAGACAUCUGAACGGUUGACAUUGAAACAAAGAAAGUCCCAUUGGGACUUUGUUCUCGAGGAGAUGGCUUGGUUAGCACACGAUUUCAUGCAGGAACGCAUUUGGAAGAUCGCUGCUGCAGCCCAAGUAUGUCAAUGGGUGGCUUCAAGGUGCCAGUUAGAUGAGAGGAAGAAGAAAGUUGCACAGACGUUAGCAAAUGCCGUCAUGCACUUCUGGCAUGUAGCUGAGGUUAUUCAUAGCAGGAUUUGCGGCUCUUGCAAUGGAUUGCAUGAAGUGUGCAGUGAAGAAUCCUCUCGUUUGGAGAAUGAAGACGAUUGUCGAUCUAAAAAUGACCUGAUUCAAGAUUCGAAACAUGUGCAGACUUCGGGAUCUCCACUUCAGGGUUAUGCACUGAGGUUUCUGCAGUAUCAUAAUUCACAGGACACUAGCGAUGGAGCUGAAGCCCCUGUUACCCCUGAGCAGGUGUCAGAUGCUCGAGUUUUGGAGAUCUCAUGGGAUGACCAAUGUUCAGAUGAAACCCUUUUUUACAUGGUGCCACAAGGUGCAAUGGACAUCUAUCGAAGUUCCACAGAAGUUUGUUGGGCAUCUUGUGAGAAACCUGAGAGCGUGACGCAUCGAGAGGAUAGUGAAACUUUUUCGUGGUUUGAUGCUGCACCAGAUUUUGGAGCUCGAGAGAUUGCAGUUGAUGAGGAUGAAGGUGAAACUGAAGAACAUUGUUUGCCUAGUUCAUUUGAUGGUAGCAAGUCAUCGAAAACUGCUUUGCAGAAAAAGAAAGGCCUUCCAAAGUUUGCAAGAUCUGGUGAUGCCAGAGUUUUAAAUAUGUUAUCUUAUGGGCUCUGUUCGGAAAGUAAGUAUGAGAACCAACCAUUGUUGGCUGGAAAGAGGGCAUCGAGUUCUUUAAAUGUUGGGUCUAUUCCUACAAAACGCAUUCGAACUGCUGCUUCACGGCAGCGGAUUCUCGGCCCAUUUGGUAUGGGAACUACUGGAGGGGCUCAUGCUGCCAAUAAAACAGAUGCAUCAAGUGGUGAUACUAGUUCAUUUCAAGAUGAGCAUAGUGCGUUGCAUGGUGGUUCUCAUACCAGGAGAACUAUUGAAGUUGAUUCAACAGUAGAUUGCAGAAAGCAGUUGCCUGUUGAUUGUUCAGAAGUAUCUACUAAAUCUAAAAAAAAGAAGAAGAUCAGGCAUAUGGGAUUUAGAAAUUCAAUGACAUUAACAGAUUCUGGGGGUUUGGGCUCUGAGUACGAAUCGAGAUGGCUCAUUGAUUCCAUCGGCCAACAUCAACAGCGGGACCAUUCAAAGAAGAUGACAGAAAGCCAUCUAUAUGAAGCUAAUGUAAACAGUGGUGUGCUCGGAGCUGCAAAGAAAUCUAAACUUGCUCAGCAAUCACAAGAUACAUCUCCAGAAACCACGACGCCAGCAACAGCAUCAAUGCCUUCUCCAGUUGCUUCUCAAAUGAGCAAUAUGUCCAAUCCAAAUAAGCUCAUAAGAAUGAUUGCUAGUCAGGAUCGAAGCCGAAAACCUAAAACACUUAAGUUACCUCCUGGACAACCAGGGUCAGGAGCACCAUGGUCUACCUUUGAGGAUCAGGCACUUGUUGUCCUUGUACAUGAUAUGGGGCCAAACUGGGAGCUAGUGAGCAAUGCUAUAAACACUACCUUACAAUUCAAGUGCGUGUUCCGGAAACCUAAGGAAUGCAAAGAGCGCCACAAAAAUCUUAUGGACAGAAAUUCAGGGGAUGGUGCAGACAGUGGGGAAGACUCAGGCUCUUCUGAACCAUAUCCCUCUACUUUACCAGGCAUUCCAAAGGGAAGUGCCAGACAGUUGUUUCAGCGUUUACAGGGACCAAUGGAAGAAGAUAUUUUGAAGGCUCACUUCAAAAAAAUUAUACUGAUUGGGCGGCACUCGUGUAGGGGACAGAUUGACAACCAGGAGCAUAAACAAAGCACUCCAGUUCACCAUUCUCAUGCUUUUGCCCUUUCCCUAUUAUUGCCAAAUGGAGGCUGUCUGACCCCACUUGAUCUUUCUGAUACAACUAUACCAAGUCCAGAACCCCUUCCACAUGCCUAUCAGGGGUCUCAUUCGAGUGGUCUAGCAAAUCUUCAGGGAGCUGUUGGACACGUUCAAUCUACUUCAGCAUCAGCCUCCAUACUACAAGUAUCUGGUGGUGCGGUACUUGGCAAUGGCUUGCCUUCCCCUCCUGGGGCAUUCAACACACCUACGAGGGAAGUGCAGCGCUAUCCCUUAAUGCGACCAACAACAUCUAUUACUUUGGAUGAACAGCAACGAAUGCAACAGUACAACCAACUGGUUUCAAGCAGAAACAUCCUGCAGCCCAAUUUGGCUGCUCCUAAUGGCCUGCAAGACUGUGGGGGCGUUCGCAUGUCACCACCUGGUGGUGGGAAUAAUAUGGGCAUUAUUUGUGGGUUGAACCAAUUGAUGCCCCCCAUGCAAAGGCCAGGUGGGUACCAGGGAAUGAAUUCACCACCCGCCGUGAUUUCUGGACCAAGCAGCAUGCUUUCUGCCAGUGGGAUGCCCAACCCCAUAAAUGUUCACCUGGGACAGGGGAGCUCCAUUUCAAGACCUCGAGAGGCCUUACAUAUUCUACGGGCCAGUCAAACUCCCGAGGACCGGCGGCAGAUGAUAAUCCAAGAGCUUCAGCUGCAAGGGAAUGUGUCAUUCAACAAUAUGAGUGCACCAUUCUCUAAUCAGAUGGUCUCUCCAUCGCCAUCGCCACCGCCACUGCCACCACCACCUGCACAAGCUCAGACCUUCCCAUUACAGCAGCAUAAUCAACAACCGUCAUCGCUUGGGGUGAGCAACCACCACUCUCAUCAAGUACAGCAGCCGCAAGUUCCUUCUAAUCAGAGUCAAUCUCAGGCGUACAUGCUUCGCCUUGCUAAAGAGAGGCAGCAGCAGCAGAGGCUUCAGCAGCAGUUCACAUCAGGUAGCCCAUUAUCUAUGGCUCCCCAUCCUCAUCUCCAGCAUCCCCAACAUGUCAUCCUUCAACAACAACAGGCGCCGCAGCCUCCUCAUCAGCCUUUAUUGGCAUCAUCAUCAUCACCCACUCCAUCCAUUAGUAACCCCAUCUCUUCUCAACAGAAACACCAGCUCGUUGCUGUGCCACCCGGAGGACAUCAAGUUGUUGGUCCUAACCAAAUGUUAAAGCAUCAUCAUCGACAGCGGCAGCAGCAACUGCAGCAGCAUAGGCAACAUCAGCAGCAGCAGCAGAGGCAGCAGGCCAAGCAGCAGCAGCAACUUAUGAAGGGACCUUCUCUAGGAGGAGGAGGAAGAGGUGGAGGCAACAUUAUGAAGCUUGCUGCUAUUGAUACCACCACCUCUCACCACCUCAAUGGCCUCUCGGCAGCAGGGAGUCAUCAAGUUGCUGCUGACAAGGGAGAGCUGUCGGUCAUUCAUAAUAAUAAUAUGAUGCAAAACCAACAACAUUUGUUUACUGCUGGUGGCUCUGGUCCAAAUUCAGGUAAGCACUCAAUGAUGCACCAUGUGCACACGAAUGGUGGUGGUGGGAAGGUGGUAGGACCACCACCACCGGCAGCAGCUGGUGCAAUUCCUCCAGCUGCAUCAUCAUCGUCGUCGUCGUCGACCACAGCCACCACCACUACACACCCUCAUCAUCAACAGAAGCAGCAGCAGUUCUCCUCCAACAGGUUGUCUUCUGCUGCUUCUUCUGCCUAUACCCCAUCUAAGCAACAACAGUUGAAUCCAGAUGGUACCAACACCACCCCCAAAUCUCAUCAUCCUGGCACAGCACGGGUUCAGAUCCCAGUCUCUUCCAAUCAUAACAACAGCAGCUGCUUUUCAAUGCCACCAUCAACAUCACAACAACAAAACAACUCUCCUGUUGUAACUAUGACUCAACAACAAUUAGUGGCCCCCACUUGUUCACCUCCACUAACUUCCCCUGCUACUGUUGGGCCUUUGCAGCAAAGACAGUCUCAGCAACCUCCUCCUCCUCCUCCUGUUCCUCUUCAGAGAAGGCUGCAGCAGCAGCAGAACCGCCAAGCAGCAAGCUCAGAUGCUCCUCACAUAAUGCAAUCAUCACCACUGGAUCAUCAUCAUCAUCACCAGCAUCAACUAACUCAGGCAAUUAACAACACAGCAUUUCAAAAUACACCAACAGUGAGUACGACUACAGAUGCUGUGAAUGUCUCCUCCACUGCUCAGUGGAAGUCAUCGAUAGAGCCAUCACCACCCUAUGCUGCUGCUGCUCCUCAGCUCCCCACCCACCAAUUGGCAGCAGCUGCGGCGAUGGCUACCUCUCCGCAGCCUCCGACUUCUGCAGCUGAUGCAGUGUUUCCCCUGCCUCCUGCCUCAGAAGGAUUGCUUGCAAGACAGUAUUCUGGUGGUGGUCAGUGGCAGCAGCCUCAGAAUCAACAGCAGCCACAGCAACAACGUGGUGGAGCACAAAGUCCCAUCUCUUCUAACACCACCACCACCAGCUUAUAUGUUGGCCCACCAACUUCGAGAAGCUGAAUAACAACUAACAUAGCUCAACUGCCUGCAAACUAGCUAUAGCCAUUUAUUCCUUGGAUCAGUAGCAACAUGAAAGCAAGCAUUGUUAGCAUACUUAUGAAAACCAAUGGGGUAGCUUGGAAGGGGUCUGGAUGAAGAUGAAGCUCUGCUUUCUGGCAUUUUCAUGACAUGACGCUUCUGGCCAUCUUGUAUCGGCACCAUCCAUCUUUUUUUUGUUUUGUAUAAUUCUUUGUAGUUUAAAUAACUUUUCUUAGAUAUUUUGCCCCCAUUUCAGCGGGUAAGUAUCUUCAAUACAGGUUCACAUCAUGUAUAGCCAAUGUAUGUUUUCGGGUUCUGUACAUCAUCGUCAUCAUCAAUCAGGCAUGUAUUUAAUCCCUGUUUUGGAUGGAAACAGGCCAAGUGUAAGCUAUAAAAGUGCAAAUAAUGAUA
Amborella trichopoda is the source of this 7561-nucleotide messenger RNA. RefSeq names its product chromatin modification-related protein EAF1 A. The record is from RefSeq and is a predicted model, not a curated record. Gene Ontology annotation, cellular component: NuA4 histone acetyltransferase complex. Lineage: Eukaryota; Viridiplantae; Streptophyta; Magnoliopsida; Amborellales; Amborellaceae.